AUGAAGACCCCAUCUGUUCUCGUUGCCGCUGCCCUUGCUUCUGCUGUCAUUGCUGACAGCGGUAGUUCGAUCACUACCACUAUCACUGCUACCAAGAACGGUCACGUCUACACCAAGACCGUGACCCAGGAUGCUACUUUCGUGUGGGGUGGUGAAGACAGCUACGCUGCUUCGACCUCUGCUGCUGUCUCUUCCGAGGCCAGCUCUUCUGCUGCUCCUUCUUCUACUUCCGAGGCCAGCUCUUCCGCUGCUCCUUCUUCUACUUCCGAGGCCAGCUCUUCGGUUGCGACUUCUGAGGCGGCCUCCAGCUCCGCUGACGUCGACACUGGAAGCGGUAGCUCGAUCACCACCACUAUCACUGCUACCAAGAACGGUCACGUCUACACCAAGACCGUGACCCAGGAUGCUACUUUUGUGUGGACUGGUGAGGGCAGCUACGCCGCCUCUUCGACCAGCACCUCUGCUGCUCCAUCUUCCUCUGACUCCGCUGUCAGCCAGACUACUGUGACCUCUUCCACUGUUGCUUCAUCUUCAACUGAAGCCUCCUCCUCCUCCUCCUCUGCUACCAUAAGCUCUUACACUGGUGGUGCCGCCGGUGUCACCGUUGGUACUGGUAUGCUUGGUGCUGCCGUUGCUGCUUUGUUGAUCUAA
This is a messenger RNA of Lachancea thermotolerans CBS 6340, 651 nucleotides long. RefSeq names its product Fit3p (gene FIT3). The transcript has a single exon. Lineage: Eukaryota; Fungi; Ascomycota; Saccharomycetes; Saccharomycetales; Saccharomycetaceae. Bases 1 to 651 code for a protein of 216 amino acids. The record is from RefSeq and is a predicted model, not a curated record.